UUUUUAUACUGUUUAAUUACAUUCACGUAUAGAUGUGUUACACUAUUGCCAAAAAAAUCAAAUUUUGUUACAUUUACAGCAAAAACGGUAUUCCGUGUUUGUAAUUAGUAACUGAGCUGUAAAAGUCGGUUGGCAAGUGGGACACAACGAUAAAAAACCAAGUCUAACAUUUUGGCAGAUGAUUGGAAACAACAGUAUCGAGUGAGAAAAAAAACGAAUUACGUGUACUUAUUUUCCAUGAAAAUCGUCAGCAGAUCGUGCUUUGUGUUCUGCUAGAUAUUUGUAAAUCUAGGUGAAUUAUAUUGUUUUGUGAAUAAGAUUACAAUGUCCAGCCAGAAACCGACCGCCACUUCCCGAUUGAAGCAGGAUUAUAUGCGUUUGAAAAGGGAUCCUGUGCCGUAUAUAACAGCUGAACCACUUCCGUCAAAUAUCCUUGAGUGGCAUUACGUUAUUAAUGGACCAGAAGAUUCACCAUAUCACGGUGGUUACUAUCACGGAACGCUUCUCUUUAGCAAGGAGUUUCCGUUCAAACCACCAUCUAUUUAUAUGAUAACACCAAAUGGACGGUUUAAGACGAACAAGCGACUAUGUCUUAGUAUAUCAGAUUUCCAUCCGGAUACCUGGAAUCCAGCUUGGUCAGUCGCAACUAUAUUAACUGGUCUGUUAAGCUUUAUGCUGGAAACGACACCCACAUUAGGUUCAUGCGAAUCAACUACGUGCGAAAAACGAAAAUAUGCCCGCCGAUCUUUGGCAUUCAAUAUGAAAAAUGAAGUAUUUCGGGAACUGUUUCCGGAAAUCUGCGAAGAAAUCAAUGAGAGGCUUACACAGCUCGAAGAACAUCGUAAACAAAAUGCCGCCAACAACAACUCUUCUAGUUUAGUGAAUGGCGCUGCCAAUGGCGUGAUUCCGAUUGGCGCCGAAGGUCUGGAAGUAGACACAGCCGAAAGCGGUCACAACGGGACCUCGAGCGCCGACGACAGUAACAACAUUUGGCAUUCCUUAUACACAAAUUUAAUCGUACUAAUCGGAUUCGUCAUAUUUGCUUUGAUAGUGCAUUACGUUAUCAAAAGUAUGAACAUUGAAUGAUUGUAAACAGUCGGGCAAACAAUGGGAACUACUGUUUUUGUUAUUCUCUGAUUUCGGUCACCUAUGAUUUGAUUAUAACAUGGUUAAGUUAGAGAUAUAUGUUGAUUAUUACUAUUAACCAAUGCAAAACAAAGCUUUGGACUUUCGUAGAAAAUGGAGUCAGAUAAGCAUAACCUUUUAAGUGUUGGUACUGCAGUCGGAACUUUUUAAGCUAUGUACCCUUUGUGCAUGUGAAUAAUGACUAGAUGUUCUAAAUAACGACGGAAUUUCAUGUCGUUCAUAAUGUAGAUAAAGUAUACAAUAAAAGUAUGAUUCCGCAGUCGAACUUUAUUUAAUUCUUUAGAUUCAUUGUCAAUGACCAAAAAAGACAUCUCCGUGACCAACGUGUCGAAGAACUAAACCGUUUUCACGUUAAAUAUUAGCUGAGUUUUAACAACAAUCAAUAGGUUGAAUAACUUUCU
Molecule: messenger RNA, 1547 nt
Organism: Sabethes cyaneus
Lineage: Eukaryota; Metazoa; Arthropoda; Insecta; Diptera; Culicidae
Product: ubiquitin-conjugating enzyme E2 J2
Exons: 3
Coding region: 325-1086 (253 amino acids)
Source: RefSeq, a predicted model, not a curated record